CAGGAGGAAGGUGGCUCAGACCCAGUAGCACCAUGACGGAGCUCGAGACAGCCAUGGGCAUGAUCAUUGAUGUCUUUGCCCGGUAUGCGGGCGCCGAGGGUGACCCCCAGAGCCUGACCAAGGGUGAGCUGAAGGUGCUGAUGGAGAAGGAGCUCCCGGGCUUCCUGCAGAGCGGGAAGGACAGGGAUGCCGUGGACAAACUGCUCAGGGACCUGGACGCCAACGGAGACGCCGAGGUGGACUUCAACGAGUUUGUGGUGUUCGUGGCUGCGCUUACAUCCGCCUGCCACAAGUACUUCGUGCAGGCAGCGCCCAAAUGAUGCCCACGGGCAUGGGGCAGCAGGUGGUGGGCAUGGCGGCCCGCUCUCAGGCGCACCUGCUGCUGUGCCUCUGAGCAGCGCAUGUGGGGGGCAUAGGCCAGUUCCCUGCAACACCCAGUC
Molecule: messenger RNA, 440 nt
Organism: Ochotona princeps (American pika)
Lineage: Eukaryota; Metazoa; Chordata; Mammalia; Lagomorpha; Ochotonidae
Gene: S100P
Product: S100 calcium binding protein P
Exons: 2
Coding region: 33-320 (95 amino acids)
Biological process (GO): endothelial cell migration
Cellular component (GO): extracellular exosome; cytoplasm
Molecular function (GO): calcium ion binding; transition metal ion binding
Source: RefSeq, a predicted model, not a curated record